AUGGAUAAAGUAGUUCCCCCAAUGGAAGAAGCUUCCCCCGACUCGGAACCGGCGCGCCCUGACAGGUACGACCACCUGCCAAGAGAAGUGCAGGAGUACUACGUGGGCGUUCCGUACAGCUGGGAAUACGUGGAGGGCAGCAAAGGCUGGUUCAUCAUUGAAACGAGCAAAGGGUAUAAAUUCUACUUCAACAAAAAAACGAGUGAAAAGACGUGGAAGUGCCCAAAGGAGGUAAACAUUCUUCUGAAGAAAAAGCAGAGCGAUAACCCUGGUGAUGAAUCGGUGGAGAGGAGCCCAACGGGGGGUCGUCACAAUGGCGCGAUGGAAAUCGACUCAGACUCAGGGGCUGCCACCUCCAAUGGUGUAACAAACGGAGCAACGAGGCAAGGUAGCCAAGGGGAAAGAAGCAUGGAAAAAAUACUGAAAGAUUAUAAAAACCUUCUCAUCGAAAAAAAUAUGGACCAAUUCUGCAGAUAUGAAAACGCCUUGCCCCACCUCCUCUACGAUGAAAGGUAUCUCAAAGUACCAAAGGAGAUGAGGAAGGAAUAUUUUAAUAAUCUUGUAAAAGAAAUUGACCAGGACAGAAGAAGAGAGCUCAAAAUGUUAGUAGAGAAUUUCCAAAGUCUGCUGUCUGAGGUGGAAGGUGAAAUUGGGUACCCCUUUGAGGAGGCAGACGCGAUAUCCAUUUUGAGGGGUGAAAAAGCAUUCCAAGGCAAUGGCAGCAAAAAUUGGAAUGUCACAAGGAGCAAACUGUUAAGGGAAUUUUUACAAAAAAGGAAAAAAAACAUGGAAAGGGAAACGGAAGAAAAAUUGGAACAAUCUUUGCUUGACUCUUUUAGGGGCGAGAGCCCAGGGGCGUGGAUUAAAAUAAAAAAUAAUUUACUACGAAGUACCAAGUAUGACAUUUUAUCCUUUGAGAAGAAACAGCACAUAUUUCAGAGUGUAAGUCAGAAGUUGCUCGCCAAGCGGAAGGGCGAAAGUCGCCAUGCAGAUUCCCUCUCAGAUGUGAAGCGAUCAAACCAUCGUGACAACGCGGUUACCGACAAGAAAAACGUUUUCUUGAGUCUCCUGCAUGAGAAGAUAAAGCACCCAGUUGUAGAUGAAGCCAUUUUGAAAGAUGAGACAUUUACGGACAAAAUGUGCGACUCCUUUGAAGAGGCCCUGCAAAUUCCACCUGACCUGACAACAGACGAGAGGUACAGAAAUAUACGCCUAACGGAUACAGAAAAGUUAGACUUGUACAGAGAAUUUAUUACAAGCUACAUAAAUAUGAAAAGAGACACAUUCAAGAAAAUGCUUCACGAAGUUCCAAUUAAUCAUAUGAACGACUCUGUGGAAGACAUCAUAAGGCUCGUCGACAAGAGAGACAGAAUUUUUAAGUCCUUACCAGCAGCCUAUUUGGAAGAUGUUUUCUCAAAAUGGAGAAGUUACAAAAUUAAGGAGGCCAAGAAAGUGUUUGCCGAUUUUUUGAAGAAAUCCAAUUGGGUUAAACACGACUCGGAUGAGCGUGGAAACUACGAUGCGCUUCUGGAAGUUCUGUCGCAGGACGUCAGCUACCAACGACUCAAGUGCGUGCCCAUGGACAGGGACGAAAUGGUGAAGAAGCGCAUAAGGGAAUUAAAGGAAGAGCACGAGAAGAAUAAGAACUUAGCAGAAAGGCUGAACCGUUGA
This is a messenger RNA of Plasmodium inui San Antonio 1, 1671 nucleotides long. RefSeq lists its product as hypothetical. The record is from RefSeq and is a predicted model, not a curated record. The transcript has 2 exons. Lineage: Eukaryota; Apicomplexa; Aconoidasida; Haemosporida; Plasmodiidae. Gene Ontology annotation, molecular function: transcription coregulator activity; RNA polymerase binding. Bases 1 to 1671 code for a protein of 556 amino acids. Gene Ontology annotation, cellular component: nucleus.